CCAAGCGCUUCUCCCAGGAUAUUUUAAAGCUGCCUGUGCGCUCCAGGGAAGGCGGCACGGCUGCACCCAAAGCCCCCAGAGAUGCCCUCGCUGUCAGGCACCGAUGGGUUAAAGAUCUGGGGGUUCCCCUGAGCCACCCCGCUUUUUUGGCUGCCCGGCUCCCCAGCCGCUGCCCGCGUCCCACUUUCCCGCAACCUCGCCUGCCUCCUCCUCCUCCUUAUAUAUUCAUGAAGCAGCGCGGCUGGGGUGAAAUAAAAGCUGGGCGAGCCGGGGCGGCCGCACAGGAAGAGGAACUCGGUGUGCCUGGCUCGGCACGGCCGGCAGGGACCCUGCUCUGUAUCCCAAUCCCGCUGUUUCUCCGCGCCGGGACAGCGCUGGCUCGCAGCCGGCAGAGCCGCUCGCCCGGCAGCGGCCGCGGAGCUCUGGGCGCCGGGAGAGGAGAGCGAACAGUGCAGCUCUAAGAUGAAACCUCCAUCUGGACAAGGUGUAAGGCUGGCAUGCUUUCUCCUGAGCCUGGCAGCCCCCUGCCUUCCCAGCCCUCUCUGGAAGGACCGGGACUCCCUGAUGCAGGAGGAGAAAGCCCAUCAGACAGGUGGCAACUUGGUGCUGAGUAGGCAGGAGCAGCAGCUCAGCACAAAGCUCGUAAACCUCAAGAAGAAGGAAGUGGAAGCAGCCAUAACUGCAGGACAGUUUCCUCCAAGCAUGCACUUCUUCCGGGCAAAAAGCCUCAUUGAUCAGAGCACGGUGUUCAGCAUCUUAAAGCGCAUGCCUAAAGGUGCUGUGCUCCACCUGCACGACCUCGCCCUGCUGAGCGUGGGCUGGCUGGUGUUCAAUGCCUCCUACCUGCCCGACUGCUACAUCUGCUUCACCCCCACGGGCUCCGUGCGCUUCCGCUUCUCCCGGCCGCGCCCGCCGCCAGCCCCGUGCUCCCCGUGGCUCCUGCUGGACACCUACCGGGGACAGCUGAGGGACGUGGCCGAGUUUGACAGAGGCUUGCUGAGAAACCUGACCCUGGUGACAGAUGCCCCUGAGCUGGCCUACCCUUCUCAGACUUUCAUUUGGAAAAGAUUUGAAGAAAUCUUUCUCAUUGCCUCUGGACUUAUCUGCUAUGCACCUGUGUUCAAGGCCUAUUUCUACCAGGGGCUGCUGGAGCUCUAUGAAGAUAACAUACAGUAUGUUGAGAUAAGAGCUAUCCUGCCUGCGGUGUAUGAACUGGAUGGCACCAAGCACGAUAAAUCAUGGUCUGUGGCAGCCUACCGGGAAGUGACCAGGCAGUUUGUGAAGGAGCACCCAGACUUUGUUGGAGCCAAGGUUAUAUUUGCAGCGCACAGGAUGCUGAAUGUCUCCCAGAUUAAAGAAGCCAUCAUCACUGCCAUGGCACUCAGAUCCCGCUUCCCAGACACGCUGGCAGGCUUCGACCUGGUUGGUGAUGAGGACAAAGGUCAUUCUUUAUGGGACCUGAAGGAUGCCCUGACCAUCCCAUAUUCCAUGGGGGUCAACUUGCCAUACUUUUUCCAUGCUGGGGAGACUGGUGAGCACGAGGACUCAAGGCUUGUUACUGCUUGCAGAGAUUGGCAGGGCACCUCUGUAGACAAUAAUGUGCUGGAUGCAUUGCUACUGAAUACCAGCAGGAUUGGCCAUGGACUUGCUCUCAUCAAACACCCAGUAGCCAAAAAUUUGUCUCUGAAGAGGGAUAUUCCUGUAGAAGUCUGUCCCAUCUCCAACCAGGUCCUGAUGCUGGUGGCUGACUUGAGGAGUCACCCUGCAGCUGACCUCAUGGCUGAAGGGCACCCCAUUGUGAUCAGCCCCGAUGAUCCCCCCAUCUUUGGGGCAAAGGGAGUCUCUUAUGACUUCUAUGAGGUGUUCAUGGCCAUUGGAGGGAUGAAUGCUGACCUGAGGACCCUAAAGCAGCUUGCACUCAACUCCAUAAAAUACAGUGCCAUGCUACCCGAUGAGAAAGCCAAGGCCAAAGAGCUCUGGCAGAAAAAAUGGGACCAAUUUGUGGCUGACCUCUCUGAUAGCUUUCUAAGGGAGCUGUAGAGAGGACAAGGCUCAUCUCAGAAGGCAUUUGGCAAGCUAGAGUGAGCCAGACUGAUUGCUAAGAGGGAGAAUGCUUCUUCCAUGUGACCUGAGCAGAUGAAUGGACGUCAAAGUCUCACCUGGCAGCAGGCGACUCUGCUAAGCCAGGCUUAGUGGGCUUAAAGCUAAGAAGGAGCUGCACUAUCCUGUGAAACUCAUGGGCUGGAGGUAAAAGGGCAGCAGUGAGCCUUUAGAGCAACCACAAGAAAUCACCCUGCUCUCAAAGGAGUCAAAACAAUUAAAAAUUGCCAAUGACCAAAUCCCGACAUCCUAAUUCAGGAAAAACAUGCUUUCCAGUUAGAGUCAGCAGGAGAUUGCCAACACGAGGAUCUCUGAAUUUUGCCUUAUCAUUACAAAAUGCAGACCUUGUCCGGAAACAGCUAAGACAAACAUCCAACCAUUUGGGCCACUGACCUUCAAGAGAGCAAGGACUGAAAAUGACUCUUGUUAUGUUUAACCCUGGGCCUGCUGCCAAAAUAGCACUGCUAGGUCGAAGAACCAGUCAUAGGUCUGAUGUCUGCUAUUUCAGGACCUACCAUGGCUGGAAACAAGCUGGUGGAACUUGCUCCCAGAACAUUUAAGCCUGGUUGCACAGUGAUCAUAAAGCCAGAAGAGAGGUGCCUCAGUUGCCAGCAGUUUUUUUUUACUACAAAGUCUUUUCCUCUCCUCUGGUCUAAAGGAAGACAAAACAUAUUUCAGGUUAAGUCCAAAACAUCCUGGCUUCCCAGACCCAGUUUAACUAAAACUAUCCCCCUGCACAAGGCUGUGUUAACACAGACAUUUAUAGAAACACCUUUUGGUGUCAGGGAGUUCCACUACCAGCCUUUGUUGCUGUACUCAUCGUGCAAAUGUGGCCUUAUUCAGCCUGUCAGACAGAUUUUCACCUUGGUAGAGAACUGCUGUGGAUAUCUACAGGGCUCGUUUGGACCUCUAUG
Molecule: messenger RNA, 3014 nt
Organism: Onychostruthus taczanowskii (white-rumped snowfinch)
Lineage: Eukaryota; Metazoa; Chordata; Aves; Passeriformes; Passeridae
Gene: ADA2
Product: adenosine deaminase 2
Exons: 10
Coding region: 463-2040 (525 amino acids)
Biological process (GO): inosine biosynthetic process; adenosine catabolic process
Molecular function (GO): adenosine deaminase activity
Source: RefSeq, a predicted model, not a curated record